CCUGGGCCCAGAUCACAGCCGCCCGGGCCCCGCGGCCUUGCCCCCCCCCCCGCCAGCCCGUUGGGAUGUCUGGCGGAGCGUGCUUCCCGCUGCCCGACGCGCCACCCCCGGCCUUGGCCAUCCUCCAGGAAGCGGCAGCGCUCAACGGAGGCUGGGGAGAGUCCAGCUCAAGCUCUAACUGCUCAGAUGCCUCAGAUGAAUCGGAUAGCUCUCGGGAGGAAGAGGAGCCUCUGACGGAAGAGGUGCCAGCCAGCGGCACGAGGCUACGGCGUGGACAGGGACUCGUCCGGCAGCAGCGACAUGACGGCGAAACCGACGGCGUGGCCGAGAGCGACGGCGACGGUUCCGACUCGGCGCCCGCUGACGAGGAGGAGGAGGCUCUCACGAGGGCGCGGCGCUCUGCCAGCAGGAGCCGGCGUCCGCGUGGAUCGCAGGAGACGCGCGAGCGGACGGGCGCGAGCUCGGCGCCGGCCGACGCGGCGCACGCCUGCGGCGACUGCGCCAAGACGUUCGCCGGGCGCUCGGCUCUCGAAAGGCACCGGGGCAAGAAGCACGCGGCGUCACGCGCGAAGGCGCGCAGCCUGCAGUGCGAGGUCUGCAACAAGAAACUGGCCUCCUACAACGGGCUGUGGCGGCACCGCAAGACGCACACGGGCGCGCGGCCCUACCCGUGCGACGUGUGCGGCAAGAAGUUCUCGCGCCUCUCCAACGUGACGCGUCACAAGCGGCAGCACUCGGGCGAAGCGCCCAGCAUGCCGCUGCAGUGCGCGCAGUGCGGCAAGCGCUUCCCGUACGCGUCGGCGCUGCGCGUGCACGCCCGCACCCACACGGGCGAGAAGCCGUACAUGUGCGAGAGCUGCGGCAAGAUCUUCUCGCACACGUCGGCGCUCAACGAGCACAAGCGCACGCACACGGGCGAGAAGCCCUUCGCCUGCGAGGUGUGCGGCAAGCAGUUCUCGCGCAACUCGGUGCUGGUGCUGCACCGCAAGAUCCACGUCGGCAAGAAGGCUUUCAUGUGCGACGAGUGCGGCAAGGAGUUUCUGCUCUUCUCGCACCUGGCGCUGCACACGCGCGUGCACACCGGAGAGAAGCCCUACAAGUGCCUGGAGUGCGGCCGCGCCUUUGCGCAGUCGUCCAACCUCACCAAGCACAUGAGGACGCACACGGGCGAGAAGCCGCACAAGUGCGAGGUGUGCGGCAAGGGAUUUUCGCAGGCGCGGCACCUCUUGCGCCACGUCACCACGCACUACAGCUGAGCGCGUGGGCCCCUGAGCGCCACGUCGUAACAACACAGCUGCCGAUGAAAUAACGAUUCGUCAUCGAUUGACAUCAAGCGUUAUCUGGAUUUACUUUUUUGUGCUUUUUUACACCAAUUACACAGCGUUUGUGGUAGUGGUGGCGCGACAAAGAACGUGUCACUUGGAAGGCUCACACCGGAGGGUCUAAGGCUGGAAUACAGAUUCGAACCCAAGAUUUCAGCAUUGCCAAUGGCUCAGAAUGAGCUCCCUGAGUCACCCGAAUUAAAGUCACUUCUUAGCUGCACGGUACAUGCAUCGAAUAAUUGGUUGCAAGAAUCGGUUGUUUUCAAGCCACAUGGUUUUAUACCACUACAAGUUCCACUUGCGCCGUACGGGCAAACGAAAGAAAGGGGUUUGAGAAUCGAAUCUUGGCCACGAAGCGUCACGAUUUUCUUGAGCCAUGGCAGGUGCCGAAUCGUUACGUCUUUCCAUACAUGACUGGCAUGACGCACGGUCGCUGUGGAUGUCAAGACUGAUGUACACAACACUACGACAUUGCACUUUUUUAGGUUUGUUUAUUAAUUUUGUAACUUGCCUGGUGUCUGUAGGAUGUGUUCGCUGAUGCCCGGCGCGCGUAUUUAUGUUUAGUUAUUGCCGUGUACAUAGCGCUAACAUCCCCGCGCCAUAAUUUCUUUACAGUGGAACGCGUGGAACUCGGCAGUUUACCAGCACAGGCUUUUUUUUUUUUACGCGGUGCCUGCUCUCAUCGCGUGUAAUACAUCCCCGUUGCCACCACUGCGGGGGCCGGGUUUUGUGCGAAGAUUGGAACAGAGACCACGAAGUGGCACUUCCUAUGUCAUGCUCACUUACGAAUGAAUAAUAAAGUUUUUUUGGGUUAGAUCGCGUAAGUGUAAAUGUGUUGAAACCCUCCACCACCCGACACAGCCAAUUCGUACGGGAAUUGUCAUGUCAACUAAACGCCAAAUAUAUUUACAAUUUGAGUACGCCCGAUGAUGCUGGAUGUAAUUAGCAGCUAAAGUUGGCUGUGUUGGAUGGUGGAGGGUUUCGACACAUACUAACGCGAUCUAACCCAAAAACCUUUAUUAUGAAUAAUAUUGGCCGCGAAAGCCUCCGUGUUAAACUCACGAAUGUCCAAAGAGGUCGUCGGUGUAUAGCCUGGUGCCCACGUAGGAAGUUUAGCAGGUGACCUGGGGUGAUGACAUUUAUCCAGAUGGUAACCACUUAAGAUGACCACACCUUUAGUGACACCAAUUAUGUGUAAGUCCUACUCGCUUGAAUUCCUAACGCAAAUCACUUGCAUUGCUCACAUCAAGAUAUGGGUGUUGUUCAAGUUUAGAUUUUUCGGGUGAUAUUGCCGCCAGUAAAGAAAACAGAGUGAAGCA
Molecule: messenger RNA, 2641 nt
Organism: Lethenteron reissneri (Far Eastern brook lamprey)
Lineage: Eukaryota; Metazoa; Chordata; Hyperoartia; Petromyzontiformes; Petromyzontidae
Product: zinc finger protein 16-like
Biological process (GO): regulation of transcription by RNA polymerase II
Molecular function (GO): DNA-binding transcription factor activity; RNA polymerase II cis-regulatory region sequence-specific DNA binding
Source: RefSeq, a predicted model, not a curated record